UUCCCGGAAGUGUGUCGCUCUCUGGCAUCGCCGCCGCUCCCUCAUCGCGCCAUUGAGAAGUCAGGGAAGCUUUCUCUAACCUAUUGACUCGCAGUACCCGCAGGUCCACGCUGUCCAUCAUGGCCGAGCAGGAGCCCACCCCAGAGCAGUUAGCCGCUAUCGCAGCUGAGAACGAGCAGGGGGAAUCGGUGAACUACAAGGCUCCGGCGCAGAAGAGCCUGCAGGAGAUCCAGGAGCUGGACCAGGAUGACGAAAGCCUGCGCAAGUACAAGGAGGCACUGCUGGGCUCCUGCGCUGUGGCUGCAGAUCCCAGCGCCCCCAAUGUUCAGGUGACGCGGCUCACGCUGAUGUGCGAGACCGCUCCUGCGCCGCUGGUUCUAGACCUGCAGGGUGAUCUGGAGUCCUUUAAGAAGCAGUCGUUUAUACUGAAGGAAGGAGUGGAGUACAGGAUAAAGAUCAGCUUCAAGGUAAACAAAGAGAUCGUCUCCGGGUUGAAGUAUGUACAGCAGACCUUCAGGAAAGGGGUGAAGAUUGAUAAGUCCGACUACAUGGUGGGCAGCUACGGCCCCCGGCCGGAUGAAUACGAGUUCCUGACGCCCCUAGAGGAGGCACCCAAAGGCAUGCUGGCCCGCGGUACCUACAACAUCAAAUCCAAGUUCACUGACGACGACAAGCACGACCACCUGUCCUGGGAGUGGAACCUGAACAUCAAGAAGGACUGGAAAGAUUGAGCCCCAUUUUCCUUCUUGCCAUCCUCCUAUCCCCCCCCCCCCCCUUUUCUUCCUCCUCCAGUUCCCUCCGUCAUCAUCAUCAAUGACAUCAUAAUCCUGGAUUAACUGAUUUAAAGGAAAAGGAUCUUUCUCACUCCGUCCACUUUCCUGCAGUCCCCCUCCAUCCCAUCUCUUCCCUCCCUUUCCUCCAUUUCCCCAACAAGUAUUGAGGCUUUUCAUGAAAAUAUAUAUGUGAAAACAAACAAAAACGUGCACAAUCCAUAUUUUGUGUUUUGGUUUGUUUGUAUAUAAAAGGUAAAAACAGAGGAGAGAAAAAAAAUCUAAAAAAAUAGUUCACCUCAUGGAUACUUUUUUUGACAUGGUUGCUAUUGUAAUCUUCACCGCCCUGCCUUCCUUCCUUCUGUGUCCCUGUUUAUCCCGCGUCAUUCCUUCCUUCUCCGACAUUCCUCGUUUGUUUGUGUUUUGUUUUUUAACCAUGAUCUGCCUUUAUGAGUGAAAUGAGAGAUUUGCUGAUAUUUUGCCACUGGCAUUCCCUCACAACUCAAGUUUGCCUUUCGUGGGAACGUGUCUCCGAUGCCUUUGAGAUGAGCCUAGGGUUAGCGUAGUGUGGUUACCUGUAGAAUAACAGAAGCGUUAGCAAGCGGGACUUUUCUCGGCUCCCGGUAUGAAUGUGUGCGUGUCCGAAUAUGGUUUUAGCUAUGUAGGGUUUGACGGAAGAAUCAGCCUUGCCCUGCUCUGAUGGUGUAGGGUUUGUUUUUGUUUAUCCAUUUCAUCGCCAUGUGGCCUUAAAAUGAAUCCUGUAGCAAAGACACUGAGGAGCUGCCUAUCUAUUUUGAGGCUUUACCGAUGCUCUCUGGAGACUAGCGGGCACGUCUGCUGCCUCGUUCAAUUAGCUCGAUUCAGAAUGGACCAAAUGUGAAGGCCGGUAGAAGUUAGUGGAACCUCCAGUCAUCCCGAACCUCCUGCUUUCCAAAGACAACUGGUGCUUCGUUAGCAGAAUGUGCCCUUUUGCUUUGUGGCUUGCCGAUUAGGAUGUGUCAAAGCCGAAAAAGGGCUGUGUUUUCACUAACAAAUCUCAAGUAUUGAACUACUCAACCUAAAAAACGACCAAACACCGUAGACCGUGCCUCCAGUAUUGACGAGCUGCUCUCCGCAUGUGUGUAAAUCUAAAGGGAAAGUUUAAUGGAGGUGCGUUUGUAGCAGAUCUGAAAUCAGCUCCAGUCCAGGUGUAGUCUAACCUCAGCGUUCAAACAAGAGAAGAGAGGAUGUGCCCAUGCAUCACUGUACUGUUUUAUACAUGCUUUUUCUUCCUUUGGCGACAUCGUCUGCUAAUUAGUAGCUUGUUGUUGGUCCAGAAUGCUGCUUGUGUCUUCAUCUGUUUGUACUUCUCUCUAUGAUGGCUGGAGAUUACUUGUUCACCUGUGUCAACAUUAAAGUGUUCACAACA
Danio aesculapii is the source of this 2178-nucleotide messenger RNA. It is a transcript of the gene arhgdia, whose product is annotated as Rho GDP dissociation inhibitor (GDI) alpha. The transcript is spliced from 6 exons. NCBI's taxonomy places the organism in Eukaryota, Metazoa, Chordata, Actinopteri, Cypriniformes, Danionidae. The coding region runs from base 120 to 731 and encodes 203 amino acids. The record is from RefSeq and is a predicted model, not a curated record. Gene Ontology annotation, molecular function: protein binding; Rho GDP-dissociation inhibitor activity. Gene Ontology annotation, cellular component: cytoplasm; membrane; cytosol. Gene Ontology annotation, biological process: Rho protein signal transduction.